This is a messenger RNA of Peronospora matthiolae, 714 nucleotides long. The record is from the annotation of a GenBank genome assembly. NCBI's taxonomy places the organism in Eukaryota, Oomycota, Peronosporomycetes, Peronosporales, Peronosporaceae.
AUGCGAUGCGCGAGCAAGGCCGCCGAGAGCGCGUCUGCACGUCUCUGUGCGGACGCCGAAGCAGAAACUACAGCAACUGAUGUCCCAUCGGUUGCUGAAUCGACUCAGCCUGUAUCACCUGGUGAUGCAGGCGCUGGUCAUGAAGACACUCGUGUCUUCACAGAGUACGAGCUCGGUGUCUCGUACUCUCCUGAUACGGAUGACGGAUCCGUAUCGACGGCAAUUGAAUCCAAGCCGCCUGCCAAGCGUGGCAUGGACGAUGCUUUGCGUCGCAGCAUCUUUGGUUCAUCUGAUGAGUCAGAUGAACCAUCGCCGAAGCGAAGGCGCUCGAGGUCGCGAGACUCGGGCGCUAAUAGUGGUGUCGUUUCUCCAAUGGACACCACUUCACAGCGAGGUGCCAGUACUUCUGUCGGCACGUCGCAGGAAGAGCGGGACCGCAAUGUGUUGCGUCUCGCUCCAGAAAAGAAGGCAUGGAUGCCUCCAAAAUUCGUCAUGGAUCACUUGUCGGCGACGACGAGUGAUCGUUAUCGAACACGAUUGUUCGAUUCGUCAAGGAUCCAUCACCUUGACCCCAGCGCGAAGAACUAUCGCGCUGAACAUGAUUUCUUCAUCGAUGCUUUCUUUAGACAUCGAUGGUACAGUGGGAAUCACAAACGUGAUGGUCCCUCACUACUUAGGCGUGGAACGCCUACAUCCAUAAUCUCGAGGAUGUAG